AAUAAACUAAAAACUACGGUGUAUCGCUGCCAAUCCUUUAGAAAUUCAAUUUUAGGUCGUGAAUGCCGUGAACUAGUCAACGAAUGCUUGGAUUCAUCAUUGAACGACUGCGAUCCAGCAGCAACUUGCCGCGAUACACCAGAUUCGUACGAAUGCGAAUGCCCGAUCGGAAGUCGCGACAUCUCCAAGGAUUCGUCAAAACCUGGCCGAAACUGCUUCGGACUAGUCAACGAGUGUCUCAUGCCUCAUUUGAACAACUGUUCACGAUUUGCAGACUGUACCGAUAAGGAAGAGGGUUAUGAGUGCAAGUGCAAACCGGACUAUCAUGAUCAGAAUCCAAGCAAUCCAGGAACUAACUGCAAAUUCAUUAUCAACGAAUGCCUGGCGGAGAAUUUGAACGACUGUGACAAACGAGCCGAAUGUAUUGACACUAUUGAUGGGUACGAGUGCAAGUGCAAAGCGCCAUAUGAGGACCAAAUGCCACAGAGCCCAGGACGAGUUUGCAGAUACAACGAAUGUGCUGAUCCAAAAUUGAACGACUGUGAUAAGAAUGCCGACUGUAUCGACACCGAUGAUGGAUUUGUCUGCCAAUGUAAACUCGGAUUCUUCGACGAAAACACUGAUCCUCUCAAGACCGGCAGGGUCUGUAUUGAAUUAGGUCUCGUCAUCGAUCAACCACAACAAGUCGAAAAGACGACGAUAUCGCCCAAUUUGGUCCCGUGUGGAAAUACCUUCUGUAAAGUCGAUCUGCAUGAGGUUUGCAUCGGUGGAUCAAAAUGCGGAUGUCGACCAGGAGAAUCUCGAUCGACCCCCAAUGACAAAUGCGUGGCAGUUACAUCGGUGCCCAUAGUAGUCCGAGUAAUUGACUACGACGGCGAACCACUACAGUACUCAACCGACUACAGUAAGCCAACGAGUCCGGAACACGUGCAAAUAGUCGAAGAUGCUGUCAAGGGUCUCGGAGAUGUGUUCCGUCAAACCGACGUUGCACCUCGUUACGUCACCACCGAUGUGAACUACAUCACAAAUCCCAAGGUCGAGAACAGGUGUGUAACGGGUUCCUCACCGCGAUUACGGUAA
This is a messenger RNA of Cooperia oncophora, 1080 nucleotides long. Lineage: Eukaryota; Metazoa; Nematoda; Chromadorea; Rhabditida; Trichostrongylidae. The record is from the annotation of a GenBank genome assembly.